ACGGGCGCUCUAGGAUUUAGGGAUAAAGCGCGGCCCCGAGAUUGUUGCGGCGGGAGAGCGGCGGGGCAGAGAGCGUGACUCGCCCGCUCCAGUGCCAUCGGUUCCCUCUGCGCUUGCCGCCGUCGCCGCCGCCGCGCAACCAUGUCGGAAGAGAAGCCCAAGGAGGGAGUGAAGACGGAGAACGACCACAUCAACCUGAAAGUGGCGGGGCAGGAUGGGUCAGUGGUGCAGUUCAAGAUCAAGAGGCACACCCCACUGAGCAAGCUGAUGAAGGCCUACUGUGAGAGGCAGGGCUUGUCAAUGAGGCAGAUUCGAUUCCGGUUUGAUGGACAGCCAAUUAACGAAACAGACACUCCAGCCCAGCUGGAGAUGGAGGACGAGGACACCAUUGACGUAUUCCAGCAGCAGACAGGAGGAGCAGCUUCCCCAGGGACCGCCCACCCCAACCACUGUCCUGACAUUUGCUAUUGAAUGGUGAACGCAGCCGCGCCAAUCACAGAAGAGUCA
Messenger RNA from Acomys russatus (golden spiny mouse), 507 nucleotides. RefSeq names its product small ubiquitin like modifier 3 (gene Sumo3). Lineage: Eukaryota; Metazoa; Chordata; Mammalia; Rodentia; Muridae. Gene Ontology annotation, cellular component: nucleus. Gene Ontology annotation, biological process: protein sumoylation. Gene Ontology annotation, molecular function: ubiquitin-like protein ligase binding; protein tag activity. The record is from RefSeq and is a predicted model, not a curated record.